Molecule: messenger RNA, 2016 nt
Organism: Durio zibethinus
Lineage: Eukaryota; Viridiplantae; Streptophyta; Magnoliopsida; Malvales; Malvaceae
Product: clathrin light chain 2-like
Biological process (GO): clathrin-dependent endocytosis; intracellular protein transport
Cellular component (GO): clathrin coat of trans-Golgi network vesicle; plasma membrane; clathrin coat of coated pit
Molecular function (GO): clathrin heavy chain binding; structural molecule activity
Source: RefSeq, a predicted model, not a curated record
UUUGGUAUUGGUUUUUCUCCUCAAAAUGCUUAACAGCCCCACGCGGUGGCAAAGGGAGGUGCCGGUGCCACAUGGCCCUCCCCUCUCUUCCUCGAUUGAUGCUGCUAGUACCAAAUUCUUGGUGGAGCUUGGUUAUUUGUGGAAGCAGUAUCAACGGGACAGGGGCACUGAUGGAAACAGUCAACCCUGCCCACUAACCAUAGCCAGUUUUUACCAUAGAGUCCAGAGCCCCAACUAACUGUUUUGCUAUCUCCGUCCAUCCGUGACAAAAUUACACACUUCAAAACAAGAGUCUGGCAUUGGUGAAAUUUGGGUAGUUCACUGAACUGAUGUAAGAGUUGGCUUUUCUCAUUUUGUCAGCUGCUUCAUCCAGUAGGUUGGUUUUGCCCUUUUCUUUUUCUUUGUUUUCCUUUGCUUUGGAUGGCGGGCCAAUUUCAAUGUUCAGGGUAAUGACAAAACUCAGGACAAAAAACUUGGUAAUGACAAGCUAACCAAUAUGAACGUCUUUCUUGUUAGUCCCACCAAAACUAUUCCAAACGGCGUCGUUUAGCUGUCUAUCAACUCCAUGAAUGAAGUAGUCAUUGUAAAAUUUUUUCUUGCCAAAAACAAGUCUCUUCUCGUCACCGUCACUGCAUUCUAAGAAAGGAAACCAAAAAAUAAAAUAAAAUAAAAAUCUCCAUUUCAAUUUCUUUCUCUACCUUCCUAGAGAAAGAUGGCGUCCCUUGAAGCGUACGGUAUGGCAGGUGAAGAAAUUCACGCUGCUUCGAAUAACCAUCCUUUUGAAGUCGACGACGAGAGCUACUCCAAUUACGGCUCUUACUCCAAUUUCACUGACAACCAGCAAUUCCCUGUGGAUGGGGGUGACGUGGUGGUGGAUCACGUAACUUCCUCUCCUGAUAUCUUCGGAUUCGGAUCCUCCGAUCCAACCCCUGCCGACUCGCAAUCUCCUUUCGCUGAUGGUGAUAACGGAACUGGAACCAAUGGAUUUGGUGCUGGAAACGAUCACGUCUUCGCUUCUGAUGGACCGGUGCUUCCUCCUCCUACUGAGAUGGAGUCAGAGGAAGGCAUCGUUCUUCGCGAAUGGCGGCGUCAAAAUGCCAUUCUGCUUGAGGAAAAGGAGAGGAAGGAGAAAGAGUUGAGGAAUCAGAUUAUUGAAGAAGCCGAGGAGUAUAAGCGAGCAUUCUAUGAGAAAAGGGAAAAAACAAUUGAGACCAACAAAACUAAUAACAAAGAGAGAGAAAAGCUGUACUUGGCUAACCAAGAGAAGUUCCAUAAGACUGCGGACAAACAGUACUGGACUGCGAUAGCAGAACUCAUUCCUUGUGAGGUCCCUAAUAUCGAGAAGAAAAGAGGCAAGAAGGACGAAGAGAAGAAGCCAUCAAUAACUGUAAUCCAGGGACCAAAGCCUGGAAAAUCGACUGAUCUUUCAAGAAUGAGACACAUUCUUGUGAAGUUGAAGCAUUCACCCCCACCUCACAUGAUUCCACCCCCUCAAGCAAAGGAUGCUAAAGAUGGAAAGGAUGGAAAAGAAGCUGAAAUCGGAAAAGUUGCUGCUUCAAAUGGAGCUGCAUCUGCAGAGAAAGGGGCAGCUGCAAAAGCUGCCACCGCAAAUGUUUCCGUGCCUGAACAAGAUGCUACUGCUGCUAAGGACCAACCUGCUGCAGAACCUGAGGCAACAUCAACAGCCUAAUUGCUUACAAUACAUUUACCAUGGUUUUUUUUUUUUUUUUUUGCUUGCCCCAUUCCUUCUGUUUUCCUCAAGAUUUUGAUUUUUUAUUGCAGUCCAUUUGGCCAUGGUAUUUUCUUCACAAUGGUCUAGUACCAUUAGUUCUACUGAAGCCUAAUUCUUAAUCGGGGUUUUAAACAAUUCAUGGGAUUGGGUAUCAAAUGUCAUCAUUUUAUUUCUGCUUACUGAAUCAACUUUGUGGACUUAUUGCGUUGCUUGGGCAAAGUAUCAAAAAUUGGUUGCAAGUGUGCAUAUCAGCCAAAAAUACAAUUUGUUAACCUGAAUUUAAA